GUGCCGGGUUGACAACUGCAAACAUAGGCACACUCACAUGAGAGUUUCCGCAAUUAAUUGCAAUACAAUUUCAAUUACAUAGGCUAUAUAGACCAAACUGAUUACACAAACAUCAAAAACGUAGCCCUUAUGGCUUCGGAAAUCAUGCUUGAGCAAACAAAUACAAAUGAGACAUCAAACCUCUUAGGCUUUCCCCUUCUCUUUUUGGUGCAUUGUCAGAGACAGGAAGUGUUUUUUCACGAAUGAUUAAAAGAGCUCCCACAGAACGGUGGCGAGAAUGAACGAGUAACGCGAGGACAGAGAGAGAGACUACUAAUGCACUACUAAAUUGCUUUAUCCAUCACGAUGGACCUGUUUGAGGAAGCUUUAGAGUAUCUACAAAUUGAGAAUGUUGCCGUGCAACCAUCAUCACCGUCGGACCUCUUGGAAGAAGUGUUUACGGACGACAAUUUUCUUCAGAGCCCCCUGCGGACAGAUAGCUUCUCACUUCCAAAUGCCAGAAAUGCCUCAGAAGAUAUGCUGGAGAAAAGACUUGUGGUCCUAAGAGGUAUACUGAAUAGUGAACAGCUUUACCUGAAUGAACUGGAGACACUGUUGAUGCCCAUGAAGGCCCUCAAAGCCACAGCAGGGACCUCCCAGCCAGUCCUGUCCUGCCAGGACAUCCAGACGGUGUUCUUCCAGGUGCCAGAGCUGCUGGUCCUCCACAAGGACUUCUACCAGGGCCUCAAGGCCCGGCUGGAAGGGGCCGUGGAGCAGGACGAGGACCUGGGGAGCGAGCUGCACCAGGGGGCCUACCAGUUUUCUGUGGGAGACCUCUUCCAGAAGUUGGUUAGCCAGCUAGCGACCUACCGCGGCUUCAUCGAUAAUUAUGAGAGUGCUGUGGAGAUAGUGCGGUGCUGUACGCAGACUGACCAGAGGUUUAGAACACUUGCUGAGAGCAUGAAAUCAGGGAAAGGAUCGGACAACUCUCAGACAGAAUACACGUUUGAAGCACUCCUGUAUAAACCUCUGGACCGUGUGACCAAGACCACUCUUGUAUUACAUGACCUGCUGAGUCACACUCCUCCUGAUCACCAUGACAACGCCCUCCUCCAAGAGGCUCUUCGGAUCUCCAGUAGCUUCCUGUCGGGGCUCAAUGAGACGUCUCAGUGCAAGAAAGCCGUCACUCUGUCCAAGGGCAUGAGGCGGCAGCUGAUGCACGAUGGAUUUGUGGUGUGUGCGUCUGAGCAUGGGCCCAGCCUGCGUCAUCUCUUUCUCUACACAGACCUGCUGUUAUGCGUCAAACUCAGAGGCUAUACAUUAGGGAGGCAGACUCAGUACAGGUACAGCUGGCACAUGCCCUUGUUUGGGCUGCGCGUGCACUGGGCAGGAGAAGGGGACCACCCGCCAGAGCUCAAGCAGCGCAUCAGCUGCAUGAAGGCCAAGAUGUACCAGCUCAGAGAGGCUCUCGCACAGCAAACGGGUUAUCAGAAAAAGGGAUUGCAUUCACGUUUCAUGGAUCGUAUUCAGAGGAAGCUCCAGGAGUGUGAGCUUUGGUUGCUCACGCACUCACCAAGCCUGACCUUGGAGUUGCACAGCACCAGCGGCAGGAGUCACACUCUGCUGAUGUCGUCUCUUCAUCAGCUGGAGGAGUGGAGGGAAGCCAUUAACAAACUCAUAGGAGAGAACACAGACACAGUUCCCCCAGAUUUGCUCACUCUCACCAACUCCUGUGUCAAGCUCAGAAUGACCCAACAGCCGCACCUAGAAAGCCUGCAUUAUGGUAAUGCAGUCCGGUCUCUGUGUGGCACUCUCAGUGUGGUCAUCCACUCAUGCAGUGGUCUGCAGCAGCCAGCUUGUGUGUGGGUGUGUGUGGAGGUAGACGGCUUUGAGUUCUAUAGCAACAGAGCUCAGACUCACUCCUCACUCAACAGCCUCAACCCCCAGUGGAACCAGGAGAUCUCCUUUCAGGUAGAUGGAGCAAAGAAUCUAAGGGUAGUGUGUGUGACCCCAUCGGAAAAUGGUAAAGAGGACAGGGUGACGGGUCGUGGCUCACUGAAGCUUGACCCUGCCAUCACCAAAAAGUGGAAGAAACUGAACCUGCCCAUGGGCCAGCUGGAACUCAGCCUGUCAAUUAUGUACUCGCCCCAUCCCCUGGACCCACCAAGCUCCACCCUCCCCCAGCAGCUGCCAGUGUUCUCCAUUCCGAUUGAAGUGGUGGCUCAGCAGGAGGGUGUGCUGGUGCCCCAGGUAGUGCGCUCCUGUGCGGAGGAGGUGGAGAGGAGGGGCCUGCAGGAGGAGGGCAUCUACAGAACCUCCGGCUCCGCCAAGGACAUCCAGCUCCUCAAACACACAUUUGACACAAACCUGGGUGAGGCUCUGAAAUGUGUGAGGUCAGCUGAGGUCAAUGUGGUGUCUGGGACGCUGAAGCUUUACUUCAGAGAUCUGCCGGAACCACUGUUCCCUGUUGACCAUUAUCAUAGUCUAAAGAAAGCUCUAGAUCUUCCUGACUUGAGCUCCAAGCAAAGCACUCUGCAGAACAUCCUGGAGUCGUGCCCGGAUGCCAACCGUAACACCCUCCUCUACCUCUUCCACCACCUUAGGAGGGUGGCUGAACGGGUGGAUGUGAAUAAGAUGUCCAUAAUGAAUUUGGCCACGGUGUUUGGGCCAAGUCUCUUGCGCCCCCCUGUGUCACGAGUGGACAUCUCAGAGGAGGUGGUGGUACAGGUGCAAGUGGUGUUUUUUUACCUACAGUGUAAUGACCUGCCCACUCCUCUCACCUCUCUACCAGUGGAUACAGAGAAUGAAGAGGAAACCAUUAUGUGAACUACAUUUCCCAGAAUUCUUGGUUGAAUGUUGAAUGUUAAACGUUAUGGCAUGUACAGUACCUGUAUUUAUUGAUAACCGCCCAAUAAUGCACCAAAAUCGGUCAAGACUACAUUCAUGUACUGUAUAUCUGUAAACCUAGAAUGUCUAUUGUAAAUUAGUUAUUAAACAUGUUUAUUAAUUAAA
This is a messenger RNA of Alosa sapidissima (American shad), 2991 nucleotides long. RefSeq names its product breakpoint cluster region protein. Gene Ontology annotation, biological process: signal transduction; positive regulation of GTPase activity. Bases 346 to 2805 code for a protein of 819 amino acids. Gene Ontology annotation, molecular function: GTPase activator activity; guanyl-nucleotide exchange factor activity. Gene Ontology annotation, cellular component: membrane. NCBI's taxonomy places the organism in Eukaryota, Metazoa, Chordata, Actinopteri, Clupeiformes, Clupeidae. The record is from RefSeq and is a predicted model, not a curated record. The transcript has 22 exons.